AUGCUGACCGACAUACUCCAUCGAGUAGCACCAGCACUCCUCAGACAGCGCGCAAGAGCUCUUGUCCCAAAUGCUAUGCCCUUGACGAGCCAUAUCCGGUUCUUUUCAUCUCCUUCUCCUCCCGCUAAUGAGAAGGAUUCCAAUGCUACCUCCGAAUCAUCGCCUCUGCAGCCAGUUUACACUAGGGCAAUCCCAAGGCCCUCUGGAAAGAUGUACGAUUUCCUUCUCCAUACGACUAAGGAGACCGUAGCACGAACGAAGUCUCCAGAUGAAGUCUGGAAGGAAUGGGAGCUCACGAGAGUCAAUCAUCUAGUCAAACCUAGCAACGCCUACUCAGGUCGUAGUAUUCCAGUCGGGAAAUACGAGGCUGGAUCCGCCUACAUCAGGUUGAUGAGGAUCAUCAGGAAUAACAAGUUGAUCCGGGAGAUGGUUGCGGCGAGGAGGCACGAAAAGAAGGGUGAAAAAAGGAGGCGUCUGAAGAGCGAGCGCUGGCGGAGACGCUUUGCGCAUGAGGUGAGGAAGAAGGUGCAGCUAGUGAAUGAAAUUCGUGCUCGUGGAUCGUGA
Sparassis crispa is the source of this 564-nucleotide messenger RNA. RefSeq lists its product as hypothetical. The coding region runs from base 1 to 564 and encodes 187 amino acids. Gene Ontology annotation, molecular function: structural constituent of ribosome. The record is from RefSeq and is a predicted model, not a curated record. The transcript has 3 exons. Lineage: Eukaryota; Fungi; Basidiomycota; Agaricomycetes; Polyporales; Sparassidaceae. Gene Ontology annotation, cellular component: mitochondrial small ribosomal subunit; ribosome. Gene Ontology annotation, biological process: mitochondrial translational initiation; translation.